UACAGAGAGCGAGAAGGGCUACGAGGAGCUUUUCGAGAAACUGGACACGAAUAAAGACGGGAAGGUGGACGUGGCCGAGCUCCGAGCAGGCCUCAUAGCCAUGGGCAUCUCUCUGCGGACAGGAGCAGCUCAGAAAAUAGUCACCACUGGAGACAAAAACAAGGACGGCGUUCUUGACUUCAGCGAGUUCGCCAGAUACCUGAAAGAACACGAGAAGAAGCUGUGGCUCACUUUCAAGAGCUUGGACAAGAAUGAUGAUGGUAGUGUUAUAAAACAGUCCCUGGCCGAACUGGGAAUGGACAUAUCCACUGAAGCAGCACAGAAAAUCCUACAGAGCAUUGACAGUGAUGGCACCAUGACUGUGGACUGGAACGAGUGGAGGGAGCACUUCCUGUUUAACCCUGCCACAGACCUGGAAGAAAUUAUUCGAUACUGGAAACACUCCUCGCAGCUGGACAUUGGUGACAAUCUAGCCGUUCCUGAUGAGUUUACCAGCGAGGAGAAGAUCUCUGGCGGCUGGUGGAAACAGCUGGUUGCUGGGGCAGCAGCAGGGGCUGUCUCUAGAACAGGCACUGCCCCUCUGGACAGAAUAAAGGUUUUUAUGCAGGUUCAUGCUUCCAAGUCAAACCGAAUCGGUCUGCUGGGGGGCUUCAGACGAAUGCUUAGGGAAGGGGGAGUGACGUCUCUGUGGAGAGGGAACGGCCUUAAUGUGUUAAAAAUGGCCCCUGAGACUGCCAUCAAAUUCAUGGCUUAUGAACAGUAUAAGAAGUUUCUGGCAUCAGAGGGGGAUCAAAUAGAGACUGCACAGAGAUUCAUGGCCGGCUCAUUAGCUGGAGCCACAGCGCAAACGGCCAUUUACCCCCUAGAGGUAAUGAAGACGAGACUGACUCUGAGAAGUACCGGCCAAUAUUCUGGAAUGUUGGACUGCGCCAGGUCCAUUCUGCAGAGGGAAGGCAUCAAGGCCUUCUAUAAAGGCUACGUCCCUAAUAUCCUGGGCAUCAUCCCUUAUGCUGGCAUCGACCUCGCUGUUUAUGAGAGUCUGAAGAAUGCCUGGCUGUCAAACUACGCCACAGACACGGCCAACCCCGGCGUCCUGGUACUGCUGGGCUGUGGGACUGUGUCCAGCACAUGCGGGCAGCUGGCCAGCUACCCUCUGGCCCUGGUGCGCACCCGCAUGCAAGCACAAGCGUCUCUUAAUAACUCGGAGCAGCUCUCCAUGCGCUCGCUGGUGAAGAGCAUAGUGGCGAAGGAAGGCUUCUUCGGCCUGUACCGGGGCAUCCUGCCCAACUUCAUGAAGGUCAUCCCUGCUGUGAGCAUUAGCUAUGUGGUGUAUGAAUACACAAAGUCAUUUUUGGGUAUCUCAAAGUGAAUGUCACAGACAAUAUUCAGGCAUUUCAGUGCAGGAGUUCUGAUUAAAGGGAUAGUUCAGUGAAAAAAUAAUUAAUUUUCACAUUUUCUCCCAUAAAUGUAGUCGAUCGGCCGAGACAUGCUUAGUGUCUGAAAUUUGUGUCAUUCGUUUUGCACUGUAGCUACGAGGCUAAUGUGGCUAACAAGUAAUGGAGGCUUAGACCCCAUAAAUUAGCAUCAUGCGUAUUGCAUGCUGAAAUGUUAGUAGCCUUGCAGCACACUUUUGUUCAUGUUUAUAGAUAACAAUAUGUUGUCAGUGUCAGAAACCACAUAAGCAAGUUUAUUUGAGAUUACAUAAAAGUUCACAGUUUGAAGCAAAUGUUUGAUGAAUUAAGCGUGCAGUUUGCGC
Molecule: messenger RNA, 1756 nt
Organism: Colossoma macropomum (tambaqui)
Lineage: Eukaryota; Metazoa; Chordata; Actinopteri; Characiformes; Serrasalmidae
Product: calcium-binding mitochondrial carrier protein SCaMC-1-like
Exons: 10
Coding region: 101-1369 (422 amino acids)
Biological process (GO): transmembrane transport
Cellular component (GO): mitochondrial inner membrane
Molecular function (GO): calcium ion binding; ATP transmembrane transporter activity
Source: RefSeq, a predicted model, not a curated record